Messenger RNA from Colossoma macropomum (tambaqui), 5057 nucleotides. RefSeq names its product suppressor of cytokine signaling 7-like. Gene Ontology annotation, biological process: phosphatidylinositol phosphate biosynthetic process; intracellular signal transduction. Gene Ontology annotation, cellular component: phosphatidylinositol 3-kinase complex. The record is from RefSeq and is a predicted model, not a curated record. Gene Ontology annotation, molecular function: 1-phosphatidylinositol-3-kinase regulator activity. Lineage: Eukaryota; Metazoa; Chordata; Actinopteri; Characiformes; Serrasalmidae. Bases 160 to 2280 code for a protein of 706 amino acids. The transcript is spliced from 10 exons.
CACACGCGCGCGCGCACACACACACACGCACACACAGGACAAAGCGGGUCUGUAGCGGAGACUCGGGGUGUUUUAAUCCGCGCGGGAGGCUCCGGAGCGCGGAGCAGCUGCAGCUUCAUGUAAAUGAACAAUAAUCAAUAAUAAUAGCGAUAAUAGCUUAUGAUGAGCAGCGCGCGGGACGCGUCUCCCGAUUUCGUGCUGAUGCGUUUGGUUUCUGCCACCGAGUACGAAGACGAUCCGGUGGGUUCAGGGCUGGGCAAGACGGGGCACCUUCAUCAUCAUCAUCAUCAUCAUCUUCAGCACCACCAUCACCAUCAUCAUCUCCAGCAUCUCCAGCAUGGCCUCGGCAUGGCCGGUGGAUCAGAGCGAGAGCGAGACGGCCGCUCAGAAGCAGCAGGUCAGCUCAUGGUUCUGCAGGACCUCCUGGGUCCAGGUGACCCCGGUCUGGACGGACCUGGACCUGGGCAGCCCGGCUCAGGAGAUGCUGGCGAGCGCAGCUCCAGCCUGGAGGCUCCAGCGCGGAGGUUCGAAUGGAGUCCUGUUUUCAGACUCACUAAAGUCUCCAAGGAGGUUUCUGAGAGCCUCUGCCAGAGGCACCGGCUCAUCUCGGACGCUCCGGAGUGGUCACCUUUAGCGGACCACCUGGGGACCACUACCGCCCGCAAGCCCUCCAGCGCCGCUGCCGUGAGCCCUGACCUCCAGGACCCGGUCCUGAACCUGGCCCGCAGGCUGGGGGAGCUGGGAAAGGGAGACGUCCUGCAGAAGGAUGGAGAUGUUCCUCUGUGCACCUGCCAGAACGUCCCGGGAGUCCAGCCUGGAGAGGACCCGAGUGAGACCAGUGACGCCCUGCUGGUUCUGGAGGGUUUAGGGGCGCAGGGCGAAAUGGGCAAAGCAGGGUGCCGGGACGGCUCUGAGGGCGACGCCGCGGCUCAGAGCGCACCCCAGCAGAGCGGAGCUAACGCAGGUCAGGAGCAACACCAGACCUUCUCCAGCAGCUCCCUCAGCGGACUCAUGAACCAGGUGCACCGGCUGACCCGGGAAGCCUGCUGUGACCCACAAUCUCCAGCAGAACCCGGAGGAACCGGGAUCCACAGCAGCCCUCCAGUCCAGGAAGCUGCAACCACCGUGCAAGCCCCCCUGAGUCGACCCCCUACACCCAAACACGUGGGUUCACCUUUGACCUUUGCGGCCUGCAGCAGGGAGCGGGACAGGGCAGGCCAGCGGAAGUCGAGGAAGGGUUCUCUGAAAGUGUGCCUGAGUAAACUGUUCCGCACUAAAAGCAGCGGCAGUGCGGGCAGCAGCUCCAGCGUGGGCCACGCCGCCGACAAACGGCCCUCGCUGGCCUCCUCCACCUCAUCCGGGGGCAGCCUGGUGGACGUGUGGGGCUCCAGCAGCACUGACCCCGACACGGGCAGCAGGCCUCAACUGGCCAGGCCUCGAAGUGCCUACUCUCCUGUUCCCUUCACUGAUGAUUUCGGAGGCCCUCAGCCCGGACGUUCACUCUCCAACGGAGGUGCAGCGUCCACGCAGACGCUCACGCACGCCCACCCCACCAUCCAGCACAGCCUCAGCCUCAACGAUACGUUUCUCCGCAAUGUGCCGAGGCCCCUCCCCCUUCAGCCCGACAGCCAAUCGGCUGCAGCGGUUGAACAGCGCCCCCUGCUGUUCCCUCUGAGCCGGCCGGACUCCAGCAGCUUCGCCACCAGCCUCCGAGAACUGGAGAAGUGUGGGUGGUACUGGGGUCCGAUGAACUGGGAGGACGCCGAGAUGAAGCUGAAGGGGACAGCAGACGGAUCCUUCCUGGUGCGGGACAGUUCAGACCCCCGAUACAUCCUCAGCCUCAGUUUCCGCUCGCAGGGCGUCACCCACCACACACGCAUGGAGCACUACAGAGGUACGUUCAGCCUGUGGUGUCACCCCAAAUUUGAGGACCGCUGCCACUCGGUGGUGGAGUUUAUUGAGAGGGCCAUCAUGCACUCCAAAAACGGCCGCUUCCUCUACUUCCUGCGCUCUCGCGUUCCAGGUCUCCCGCCCACUCCUGUGCAGCUCCUGUAUCCAGUGUCCCGGUUCAGCAGUGUUAAAUCCCUGCAGCAUCUCUGCCGCUUCUGCAUCCGCCAGUUGGUCCGCAUCGACCACAUCCAGGAGCUCCCGCUGCCCACACCUUUGAUAAUGUAUCUGCGGAAAUUUUACUUCUACGAUCCCGAGGAGGAGAAAUACCUGUCAGUCAAAGAGUCGGGGCGGGACGGCGGAGCCACACGGGAAGUGGAAGCUCAGACGUAGCAGACGGGACAGAACUGGAUAAAUCAUAAAUAAAGAGAGUGUUUAUUUUUGUUUGUGGACGGCUGCUGCUCGCACCUGGAAACUGGAUGCUGGAUUUAGGUUUAACAGACGGACACUCAGACUACUGAUGGACUGUAAUCUCUUCUGUUUGAGCUGUUUUGACCGCCGGCCUGGUUUCCGACGAUGAUCCUCCCUCCUCUCUCGGCCGGAGGGACGGGGAUGUGGAAACCGGCCGAAUUCGGGCCAGUGCUGUGGCAAUAUUAAUGAAGCAGCCUGACACCUGAGACUGAGAAGGCAACCUGAGGGCCGGGAGCGUGGCCAGAGACUUACACUCUGGAUGCGCUUGUCUUUCUGGACACCUCUCUGUCCUCUGCCUGAGUAAACUCCACUCCGCUCGGUGAGAACCGUCCAGAACGGAGAGAGUAAGACUGGGCUUGAAGGAAUACUUCAGAAUUUUUUUUAACCUGAUCUCCACCUGCUGCAUUUGGGUUGUACCACUGAUAAUAUCCUCACACUGUAAACCUGUUUUAAGGCGAAGUGAUGCUUUUUUAGUUUUCUUACUGAUGUUUAUUUGUUUAACCUGCUUAGGUUUGUUUGUCCGCCCAACGUUAGUCUGCAAUAACAGUGAAAUUUUUCACAAAAAGAAAAAACAGCCUGCACUCUUAAAAAAGAUGGUUCUUCAAGGGUUCUUUAGUAAAGACAUUGGUUCCAUAUUGAACUAUAAACACUAAAAGAACCUUUGCAUACUUGAAUGGUUCUCUGCAUGGUGAAGUGGUUCUUUAGAUGGCUGGAGAAUGUGUUGUGUGUGGUUCUAUGUAGCGCAAAUAGGGUUUUGCUAUUGUCAAGAUGUCAAGCCUUUGGUGCUACAUAUAACCCUUUUCAAAAAAGGUUCUAUAUAGAACCAUACAGAACCCAUUCUCCAUCAAUCUCAAGAAACAUUUGAAGUAAGAGUGGGCUUAGAGGAACACUCUAAUCUCUAUCGAUCAGUUGGCAUUUCACCAUGCAAAGAACCAUUCAAGCAUGCAAAUGAAACUUUAAGCGUUCAUGGUUCUCUAUAGAAACACUGGGGCUCAUUGAUCAAUAUCUUCCUAAGUUUGUUCUCGAAUGUGUCUUCUGAAAGGUCCUAAGGAAAAGUCUACGUCAGAUUCAUGACGUGUUCUUAAAGCGCAGAACUGGUCUCACCUUUGUGCUCUCGAGUGUCUGUAGAUUCUGUUCUUACGUUCUUGUUCUUAAGAACAAAUGCCAAAUAAGAAACAUUGGUGAAUGAAUCUUCGAAUCAGAAUCUUUGUAAAAACUGCGUAAGUGGGUUUUAAGAAGGAAUUUCUUCUUAAGAGCGAUUGGUGAAUGAGGCCCAGUGUCCCUUGAAUAAUGUCUAUCACAGCAUUUGGCAUUUAUCCAGAAUGGCUUCCAGUCUAGUCGUGUUAGAGAGGUAAGCUAAUGUAGCAUUAGGAGUCUGACUCAGGGAUGUGUACUAGUACAGCAUGAUGUGCUGCCUGAGGUGGGAAUCGAACCCCAGCCUAUCGGUAGAGGAGAGAGGUGUUACCUGCUGUCCUAUACAAACUGCAAGCAAAAGACCAGAUGGGGAUGUUUUUAUUGUCACACCUGGUCUUAGAGGUGGACAAUAUGAUGAUAUUUUAUCAUCAUCAUGAUAAAUUAUAUCACAAUACUUUUCUGAGCAUGUUGUGAAUAUCGCCAACUACAUUUUAUUGCAAAGUGAGCAUAAUUAGGUCUGUUUGAUUGGAUGUAACGCAGUGCAGUUUGUAAAACACUGAAUAAAAAUCACUGUAGUUGUAGGUUUAUUAUUAUUAUUAUUAUAGUAUUUUUCAAAUGUGGCAUUACAGGUUCUAUUUUGUCUGUUCCAACUUACUCAAUCUCAGAAAAACUAAAUAUCGUGAUCCAUAUUGUGUAUUGUGAGAAGUAUCAUGUAAUAUGUUGGCCAUAUCGCCCACCCCUACCUCAUCUCAGCAAGUAUUUAAUCAAUAAAUUUUUGUUUUUUAGCUAACAGUUGGAACGGUGCAGUGGGUAAAGCCGCUGCCCUCCACCCAACAAGCUGAGGUUCGAUUCUCUGCUUGGGACGUAACCAAGAGCCUCUGGAUAAGACGGCUAAUGCUGCGAUAGCUGCCUCAGUAACAUGAUUAGAGUAGAAGUUGUUCUGGGUGUUGGUGAUGUUAUGUAGGCUGUUUCCCUGUUAAAAACUCUUAUGUAUUAUUUUUAGCCUAUUGUUAGAUGAACAAACAAGUCUAAAUUAGUUAAAUAAGUUAACCGUAGGAGGGGUGACUACAGAGCUGUUGGGAAAAGUAAAAAACUCUAGUGCAUCAUGUUUCCUUGAAAUUUUGAGUUUCUAUUUUUACAGUUUCUGAGUCAGUGGGUUUUCUGUACGUUUCCACGUGCAGGGAAGCUGAUUGUUUGUGGUAAUUGACAGUACGUAACAGGUGCACCAGAUAGAGAUGAACUGCAGUAUUGCUUUAGAAUAAUGCUUGAAAACGUAGGGGGUCCGCCAGGCCAAGAUUAUCCUCAAACGUCUGCAGAGAUACGAGGUUCUUCUCAUACUUGUGUCGGUAAAAGGGUAACGUGUGCGUGUGUGUGUGGGCGGGUGUGUACAUAGUGUAUGUAUGGCUUGUUUGAAUCUGCUUGAAGAUGUCAUUAUUCUGCAGAGAUUAUUUAUCUGCUAAAAAUCCACUCUGAUAAAGGACUGAUCAGACUAAAGCCACAGGACUAUUUUCAAUCAACGCAUCUCAAAAACAGUGUGAAAAUAAAAAUGGGUUGACGGCUUCAAA